Ilyonectria robusta is the source of this 1227-nucleotide messenger RNA. RefSeq names its product HAD-like domain-containing protein. NCBI's taxonomy places the organism in Eukaryota, Fungi, Ascomycota, Sordariomycetes, Hypocreales, Nectriaceae. The transcript has 2 exons. Gene Ontology annotation, cellular component: mitochondrion. The record is from RefSeq and is a predicted model, not a curated record. The coding region runs from base 1 to 1227 and encodes 408 amino acids. Gene Ontology annotation, biological process: glycerophospholipid biosynthetic process.
AUGGACUCCUCCUCGUCUGUCCCCAGCUCCCCUGAGCUCGCCUCCAGCAGUUCCAGCGCCAGCAUCUCCAGCCUCCAGUCGCUGGCCUCGCCCAUGUCUCCUCCCGCCGACCUCGUGGCUGACGAGUUCGUCUUUGCCUUUGACAUUGACGGCGUGCUCGUUCGCGGUGGACGGGCCAUUCCUGAAGCCAUUGAGGCUAUGAGGGUCCUCAACGGGGAGAACGAAUAUGGCAUUAAAGUGCCUCACAUCUUCCUGACCAACGGCGGUGGCAAGACCGAGGAGGAGCGCUGCGGAGACCUCUCUAAGCAACUCCUUUGUGAUAUCAAGCCUGGCCAGUUCAUCUGCGGCCAUACGCCUAUGCGUGAAAUGUCCGAAAAGUACGGCACCGUCCUGGUGGUUGGCGGCGAGGGCGAGACCUGCCGCCUGGUGGCCGAGGGUUACGGCUUCAAGGACGUUGUCACCCCGGGAGACAUCAUCAAGCAUGACUCUGCUACUACGCCCUUCCGCAAGCUCACUGCCGAGGAGCACGCCAACUCGCGUGAGCGAGACUUCUCCGACGUCACCAUUGACGCUGUCUUCGUCUUCGCCGACUCGCGAGACUGGGCCGGCGAUAUCCAGAUCAUGCUCGACCUAGCCAUGUCCAAGGGUGGCCGUCUGGGCACGCGCAGCGAAACCUUUGACGAUGGUCCCCCUUUCUACUUCUCCCACAACGACGUCGUCUGGUCUGCUGCUCACGAGCAUGUCCGCCUCGGCAUGGGCGCUCUCCGCCGCAUGUUCGAGGUCACCUUCAAGGACCUCACCAACGGUUCUGGCGUCCUGCACACGCACGCCUUCGGCAAGCCCCAGGUCUCGACCUUUGAGUUCGCCUCUCGCCUCAUGGGUCAAUGGCGCAACACCGAGCACGGCCUCGUCGCGCCCCCUGAGACGGUCUACUUCGUCGGCGACACCCCUGAGAGCGACAUCCGCGGCACCAACGCCGUCAACGAGAAGGCAGACAACGACUGGUACAGCAUCCUCGUUGAGACGGGUGUCUACGAGGAGGGUACUGAGCCUGCCUACAAGCCCCGCGCCACUGUCGUCAACGUCCUCGACGCUGUCAACCACGGCAUUAGGCGCGAGAUGGCCAAGAAGGCCGCCGCAGCCAGCACUCUCAAGCCUGAUGUUCUGGCUGAGUCUGUCUGCAACAAUGGCCCUGCCAUUGUGGACAUGGAUGGUCUCACCAUUUGA